This is a messenger RNA of Rhizophagus irregularis DAOM 181602=DAOM 197198, 399 nucleotides long. NCBI's taxonomy places the organism in Eukaryota, Fungi, Glomeromycota, Glomeromycetes, Glomerales, Glomeraceae. The record is from RefSeq and is a predicted model, not a curated record.
AUGGAAUUCUCUAAAGAUAUCUAUCUAUUGCAACGGUUAUUUGAGAAAAGACAAAAAACUCUUGUAGAAAUAAAAAAUUGCCAAACUGACAUAUUGAAAAUUAUUGAAAUUAAUUUUUUAAGUGAAAUAAACAUAAAUCUCUUAGAAGGCAUAUCUUCCAAUAACCAAGAAUUAUGUUUACAUGAUUGCCGAUUGGCAAAAAGGCCAUCUUCUAAGGAAGUUUUAAAUAUUAUUAAAGAAUGGAUUAUUGAUCCUUAUGUAUAUAGAAUUGAAGAUAUUAACGAAGGGUUAAAAUGCGAUGAUAUGGAAAUAAUGGAAUUUAUAAAUACACCAAUUGGGCAUAAUAAUCUUGCUACUAAAUCUCAUCCACAAGCAUAUUAUACAAGUUGUUUACUUUGA